AUGUUUUUUGUUGGAGGACGUUCAAAGGCAGAGACAGAGGAGAUGCCUGAGUUUACAUUAACUAAGGCAGUGGAGGAUGUCAGUCAGAAAGGCUACGCCCAGAUUAUGGCCCUGCAAGAGAAACAGCAAGAGCUCAGCCACCUCCAGGCCAUUCUUGCAGAUGUUGAGAAAAGAGGUGAGGAGGCGCAGUUGGAGCUGAGGUCUAAGAUGAGGCACAUCUUCACUCUGGAGGAUGAGAUGGAGUACCUGGAGCGUCAGACACAGCUCCUGCAUGCUCACUGUGUCUCCCUACACGGCAGCAAUAUGGAGCUGCAGCUUUGUAUAAGUGAGGACAAGGAGAAGGCUUCCAUCGUGCUGGCAGAGUACAACACCUACCGGAAAAAGAUGGAGGGUCACAGGGCCGUGGUUCAGCACGCAGAGAGCCAGACAGAAGCCCACAAGGAGCUGGAGGAGAAGAGAGCACUGGUUCAGACGCUGACACACAGAAAAGAGGCACUGAGGAAGGAUCUGGAGAACCCGAAUGGAGAGACCAUGCAAUUUGCCAAGAGGGAGAUUGAAGAUCUGAAGGGGGAGAUUUCAGUCUUGAAGAGGACUGUGGCUGAGAAGAGAGAGCGACUGCUGAAAGAGUCUGACACUCAUUCCAAGAUAAAGAAAGAAAUAGAGAUCCAGAACAAACGUUAUGAAGCCAUUGUAAAGCGUCUCCGCUGCCAGCUGAACAAGGCCCAGGCCAUUCACAGGCAAAUGUCUGGAGAUAUCUGCCACAUGGAGCGGCAGGUGGAGGGGCUAAAGCGGCUGCUGGAGUCAGAGGUCUGAGUGGUCAGUGCUCAUCAAACUGUAGUAGCACUGGUGCUUGUAGAUUAAAUUUUGUUCGUGAAGUUUACUUAAAUGGAAGAAAAACUGUCAAAGGCCAUUAGUGAUGCAGUUAAUCAAGUUUGAGUUAGCAGGAAACUUUGUAGCUGUUGCUGUGGUUGAACACCA
Messenger RNA from Myripristis murdjan (pinecone soldierfish), 978 nucleotides. RefSeq names its product coiled-coil domain containing 122 (gene ccdc122). Lineage: Eukaryota; Metazoa; Chordata; Actinopteri; Holocentriformes; Holocentridae. The transcript has 7 exons. The record is from RefSeq and is a predicted model, not a curated record. Bases 1 to 813 code for a protein of 270 amino acids.